AUGGCGACGAUUAACAAUAUGUCGACCAUGUGUAGGGAUCAUCGAAUUUUGUCUUCGUCGAGUAAAUUGAGUGAUGUGUUUAUGUUGGAAUCAAGGCUUAGAAAGAGAUGCUUCUUUGAAAAUUCCAACUUUACAGUUAGAUCCAUGAAAGUCAGGGAGCAGAACCAGACGGCAAACCUGGUCUCUUCUAACGGUCCUUUAACUGCCUCUUUUAUCUAUUUUAACUAUUUUGAUGCAGGCUGCAGUGCUGAAAUUCAUGUGAUUGUAAAAAUUGAAAGUGCUGACUCCAUACCAAAUCUUCAUUCAAUAAUUUCCGCAUCUGACGGGGCAAUGGUUGCUCGUGGAGACCUUGGUGCUGAACUUCCAAUAGAGGAAGUCCCUUUAUUGCAGGAAGACAUCAUUAGAAGGUGUCACAGUAUGCAGAAACCAGUUAUUGUAGCAACAAACAUGCUGGAAAGCAUGAUUGGUCAUCCUACACCAACAAGGGCCGAGGUUUCAGAUAUAGCAAUUGCAGUACGUGAAGGUGCUGAUGCAGUCAUGCUUUCAGGGGAAACUGCCCAUGGAAA
This is a messenger RNA of Populus euphratica (Euphrates poplar), 566 nucleotides long. RefSeq names its product pyruvate kinase isozyme G, chloroplastic-like. The transcript is spliced from 4 exons. NCBI's taxonomy places the organism in Eukaryota, Viridiplantae, Streptophyta, Magnoliopsida, Malpighiales, Salicaceae. The annotation marks the transcript as partial. Gene Ontology annotation, biological process: glycolytic process. The record is from RefSeq and is a predicted model, not a curated record. Gene Ontology annotation, molecular function: pyruvate kinase activity; potassium ion binding; magnesium ion binding.